CGCUUCGAGAUCGCUGUAUCACCGCUCCCUCUCGUCUCCGAUGACCGGACGGGGUGUGGCGUUUUCGAAACGCCGUGCCCCCUCGCGGAACUGGACGGGGUAGGGAGUUUUCAGAACGCCCUAUACCAUGCGACGCUCGAAUGCGUCGGCGACUCACGUGAGGCGGUGGUGGAAGGUUUGAAAUCUGAAUGCGAUCCAUUCCUUCGUUUGGAAUGUGCCUGCCAUCAGGAGGAGCAUCUGCUGUCCCAGAAAAGAGAGUCUACAACACGUGCACAAUCUAUAGAGAUAGGGAGUGGGCCCUUGACUGGGUGGGGGUGCUACACGAGGCGGGAUGUGGGGCCGCUGUGUUUCUGAAGAACGCCUCGGGUGACGACUGGUUUUGUGUUGGAGGGAUUAUUAAAUCCGAGGAUGAGAGGGUGGACGGGCACGGACGGAAUUUCAGGAGGUUUCUCCUCACAACGGUGUUCGACGAACAAGGAGUGGACCAUGCGAAGGCCGACCGUAAAGUAAGCCUUGAUUACAAUCUGUUCAAGGGGUAUGGCGGUAAGGCUAUUACCAUGAAAGCCUUCGAUGUGUCCCCGAAAGAAGACGGGAGUGUGUUGACGAUGCUUGGCCCCGUUAAAUUCCUCGCCAAAACGAACGGCUACAGGAGAUCCAGAAACAGUCCCACGGUUGAGGCCGACCAUCGUAUGUCCCCGACAUUCGUGCCUUUUGACACGCUGGAUGAGGAUCUUUCCGGUAUAGCAAUGAUAGAGAGACAGAGGACGCCACAUAGUUUUCCAACGCAACAGACGUCAGCGAGUGGGGGCCGGCGCCUCAACAAACAGAGCCAACCGCGUCGUCCACCAGGCGAGGAUGAGCAUGGUCCUUCUGUGGGUUCGUCCCGCCGGAUGGAGUGUGUUGGACCGUCUCAACCGUCCAGCCGGCAAGACCAAGGCAUCCCUGUCAUCACAUACAAAAGGAAGGCCCUUGCAACUCGUCCCUCUCCCAGUUGCGAGAAGGACGAAGGUGGUGCGUCCAGGAAGGCGGCGCUGCGGGAGAUAAGCGAAGGAUCGGACGAGGAAACGGAGGACAAUUCUAGGGUAUGUGUUGAUCGACAUCCACAGGGUAAUCAUGCGACGAGGAAUGUGGUGUCGAUGAGCGAGAGGGAGAGAGAGAGAGAGGAUCGUGUGGAAACUAUGCACGACUGCGAGGGUGGGGAGUCUCAACAAUACUAUGAGGAGGACGACGGGGGCGAUGGAGAAAACGAUCAUGCCUAUCCUGUAGGUGAUGACGAUGGACGGCAAGAGCGGUCGGCUAAUGUGGGGGUCGACGACGCAACAGGAGAGCGGUUGGAGGCCUGUGUCCAGAAAAGGAAGCGACAAUCUUCAACAAGUCCAACGGCGGCGGCAGAUAAGCGCGCUGCGAAGAAACUCACUGUCGAUGCAUCUCGACAGGCGCUCAAAGCUUCUCAAGAGGCGGUCACUAAAAGCGUGAAGAAACGAAAAGGGUCCGCGUCGAUAAGGACGACAAAAGCGGAGAAACGUCCACCGAAAAGAAAGCAGAUGGUGGAUGAGGGUGACUCUGGAAAAGAUGCCGAAGGGGUUCCUCCAAGAGAUGUCUCGGAACAGACACAACCUUCCGCCGACACCCGUGAUGAAGCCAUCGACACAACACGGUGCUUCUUCUUGGAGUUCGAUGAAGAUGGGUUUGCAAAGAAGAAAAGGGAACACAUUGAAGUGGACGUCACGAAGAUCUUGCCAAUCCCUGAAGGUGACAUCCUCUUCAACAAUAGAACGUUGGACGAAACGUUGGUGCAGUCCAUUUAUGAUGCGAUCCAUCAUGCGGCCAAGGAAACCAACGGGAAGUGGGAUUUCAUGACUUUCAUCUUGGCUCCCAUUGUGCCCAACACGGACGGGUCUCAAGGCAGACGGAUCACACCGGAGCAAUUCGACGUCGAACUGGCUCAUACAUACAACUGGUAUGCUGUUGCUGGCCAGCACACGGCUGAGGCAAUGAACAGACUCAUUAAAGACAAGUCACCGGCCGAGAAAGUGUAUGACUUGAGGUCGUACUCUCACGUACGUGUUGUCUACUUUAACGAUGACAGAAACAGAGGAUAUCCAUACGUCUCGACGUUCGAUAACACGAGGGAGGAGCAUUCGAUCCCGAGAUCGUUUUCGCCAUCUGUGCGCCAAAUUAGAACAUUUUGGGAUAAGAGGAAUGGCCGGAUCCGUCCGCCAGGGACCGUGUUCCCGAAUGAUGUCGAGGGAAUGAAACGGAAAAAUAAAUGGGAAGAGUUCAUGAACGCCGCCUGCAAAAUGACACCUGAUUCCGGUCUCAUGAACUCGUCCCUGGAGAACGACUACUGCAAGGACUGGACGAACAAGAUGCGCGGAUACAUGAAUCUUGCACAAUGCGGUGAAACAGUAUGGCCACUAGUACAUAAAUUCUUUGACAUGUACGAGAAGGGGCUAUUGCCGCGAGUCGAUGGUGUGAGAUACAUCGACCUGCCGAGGAAAGUGGAAGGGAGGUUGCCUGGGCAAUACUUCCUCAAGGACAACUCCGGCAAAAAAGUCUUGUUCCACUGCAUCAAGGCCAGGAAGGGGCCACAAGGCGCAACGGUGUCUAUACCUGACUUGACGCCGACAAUCUUCAAGCUGUUCGGCGAUAUGACAGCGAGAGAGAAGCAAGUGGUACUUCACCACAUGAUGCGUGGUGAUGUCAUCGUGACAUCACGUUCGGUACCUCGUGGUAGAUGCAACAUGGCGGACCUGGUUAAAUAUACUCGGCGUGAAAGAUAUAUGGUCCGUAUGUUCAACUACAUAUUGUUCAAGGCCGAGGGGAGGUCAAAAGAAGAGUGGAGCGCUGACUUUUUCAUCGGUUAUACGACCAUCUUGGAGAGGUACAGCAAAAACGGUCUGACGGACGAGAAAUGGACCGAGGAACGCGACCACAUCCCUGACGACAAGGCGAGGAAGGUGCCGAGGCGUUUGGGCGGUCCUGAUGAGAUUAAUGGUGAGAACGGUGCGGGACUAGAGGCAACCCAAGGCAUGUACAAGGAAACCCCGUUCCACCUCAAGUGUUUCAUCUACGAGCCAAUCGACUGCUUGGACGACCUGAGAGCGGAGGUUAAUCGGAUAUCCUCUAGUGCUUGUCACAUAUUUUGGGAAGUGGGGAAGAGGAUUACCACGAUCCUGCCAUUUGAAACAGAACCGAAGGGAGUGCUCACGGACAACGAGGAGGUUGUUGGUACGGCGAGGGGGAUGAAGAUACGAGCAACCAUUCUUGAUAUGUCAACAUCACCGAAAUGUGUUUCGUGGGAUGAUGACGCCUUUUCCAAACUGUACGCUUUCCUCAUGACAUACUGUGGCAAAAACUAGGCCUUGAUCAUUUUCGCGCCGAUGAAACACCAGAAACAGGUGAUGCAGAGUGUGUACAACUGGGAUGAUGUUGAGGUGCUCACAGGGUCAUGGUACAGACACU
This is a messenger RNA of Chara braunii, 3465 nucleotides long. The record is from the annotation of a GenBank genome assembly. Lineage: Eukaryota; Viridiplantae; Streptophyta; Charophyceae; Charales; Characeae.